AAUGUCCAUAAGGCAGAAGUCGAUAAAAACAAACAGUCAGAAGUCGAUAAAAACGCCUGGCUGCAACGAUUUUGAAUUAGGGAAAUUAGGGAGCGAAUCUAGAAACAUUUGUAGAUCCCUCUCAAGUCUCAUCUCUUCUUCAAUUCACCCAAUUUCUCUCUACUUCUCACACAAACACUACAUUACUGCAGCCAGGGCUCAAAGUGGAGGAGCUAUGGAGCUAAUGGUAGUUACUUUGAUUAUCGGCUUCCUGUUGAGUUUAUUGUUUCUAGCCCCUCGAUUCAUCAAAUCCGAUCAAACCAAGAAAGUUCAAUCAGAUGCUAACAUCAAGACUGUAAAAUCAUACAACAAGGCUGCAGUUUCCUUGCAUAACAAGAGGACAGAUUGCUGGAUCAUCAUCAAAGAGAAGGUAUAUGAUGUUACCCCUUAUGUGGAGGAACAUCCUGGUGGUGAUGCAAUUCUGGCUCAUGCUGGUGAUGACUCAACUGAAGGAUUUUUUGGGCCACAACAUGCAACCCGAGUAUUUGAUAUGAUUGAGGACUUCUACAUUGGGGAGUUAGAGAAGUGAUGAUAUUAAAUUGUUGAUCAUGCAGAAUGACAGUAAUCUAUUUUAGCUGAUAGUUUUUUCCUUUAUAUGUAAUCCAUUUGAAGACAUUUAGAUUAAUUUGCACUAGUGUUGAUCUUAAGGAGAUUGACAAUUGAAUAAUUUUAUUUGAAAAUCAUGUGUAGUUUUCUAUAGUUGCGCUUGUGCUACAUGACAGGACUAGAGAAUCCUUUGAGGGGUAUUUUCGUCUUUCGAUAAUGACAAUGAUGCGGAUUAUGGCA
Lactuca sativa (garden lettuce) is the source of this 825-nucleotide messenger RNA. RefSeq names its product cytochrome B5-like protein (gene CB5LP). Gene Ontology annotation, molecular function: heme binding. The record is from RefSeq and is a predicted model, not a curated record. Gene Ontology annotation, cellular component: intracellular membrane-bounded organelle; membrane. Lineage: Eukaryota; Viridiplantae; Streptophyta; Magnoliopsida; Asterales; Asteraceae.